AUAAGUUGCUUAUCAAACCUUCGUACACGCCCACAUAUGCACAGCCUCAUACCUCAAGGCAGGCUCGUGACCACUGUAGUCUGGCGUUUACUACUACGGAUGCUCGAGUGGCGUGCCUACCUAGCCUACUGCAGAAAUGCAUGUAGGCAGAAUGGUUUACGAGUCUAGCCUUAGUAAGGCCUCAACGUUCAACGCUCACAUCGAUGGCACUCCUCAGAUCUGAUGUAGAACUUCUUUAAUGCAUUGUACACAGGUUCUCGCUUUGUGCGGAUUCAACCCUACUGAGGCGUGAGAUGGGCGCCUAGGGGCUCCUUAUUAGAGUGGCCAAGUUUCACCGUCAGUGGCCAAUUCCUCUCUCUCAUCCCGUUGGUAACAUGUCUCAAUAUCCAACAGUGAAUCAUCUUUCCAAGUCAAAAGAUCAACCUAGUCUGAAAUAUAUCAUUAAUCACGUAUUUCUCCCCCUCAAGUUGCCUCAAGGGAGUGACCAGUCCCUGGAGAACGAUCUGUCCUUAUCUUGGGCAGUAUUUGAUGCUGCUAUUACCUUCAGUAACCAGCUGCCGUCCAAUAAGCUACCGCUUUGGUCGAGCAGUGUGAAAAUGCUUCGUAAUCUCAAAGAUUCAAUCAAAUUCAGCGUGAUGUCUGCCAAAGAAGUCGAAUCUCAAAUCAAUGCUAUGGACACCAAAGAUGUCCUUGUAUAUAUGAUUCGCGCUCAAAAUGCUGCGGUUGUAAUGAGAAAACUCGAAUCCGAAACUAUAUUCGAGUCAUUUGAGGUCUCUCCUGACCCUACCGCAGUGAUGGGCGCAAAGGGAAAGCUGAUAUGUUCCUAUCCUGGACCUGCUAUCACGGUCCCAGAUAUGAACAUUGACAAUGCUACCUUUCCUGCCGAGCUGGCAAAUUUUCUCGUCCACAUGGAUCAAGAUGUCCUUGAUGCAGCAGCGACAAGGAAAAAGGCUAAAUUCACUGUUCUCGAAGAGAGGGACACCACGCAUCCACGGUAUAUCACAGAGCUCCUGACCGGUAUAUUGCGUGGCCUCGGGAGCAUCGCUGAUGUCCCUCGCAUCCGCAAGCGCAUCGGAGAUGAUGUGCUGUGGGACAGCGCGAAGUUGCCAUGGAGGCGGUCUCCACUCUGGCUUGUGAUUCGCGUUGCCUUACAGACGACUCUGGAGCGCAGUGCUCUCGGACGAACGACGUAUAAAUCGUUCAUGCUGUUCUUCAUGGCGAGGCUCACGACCCUCGCCCUCGACCAUGACUUAUCGAACGACAUUCUACACUUCAUGUCGGCAAAGAUCGCACGCCGUCUUUUCAAGCUUGGAUCCUCUACUUCUCCAGAGUUAUCGCAGAUGGUUACCGUUGUAACCACGAAUGUAAGGAGCGUCCUGGAGGAAAGAUGGGGAUCUAUUCAGAACGCACAACGGGCCUCGCCUCUUUGGGCUCCGGAGACCCUCCGAAUUUUGCGAGAUACCCAUCUUUCCUUGAACACGAGCCGAGAGUACAUCUGCCAAGCUUUGCAGAACCAGCAUUCCUCUUCCAAAACAACCCCAUUCAAUCCCAGCCACCACACACGCGGGACAAUCGAUAAUUUCCUUGACGCCGAAGCUAGCUUCCUGAUAGCCGCUCAUACCGCAGAACCAUAUCUUGCCCUAGCAGACUUCGAGAUCGCCAUCAGAUCAGGGAUUGAUGAUUGGGUGGCGCGUGUUCCACCCCGAAGUGUCGAUUCCGCAUGCGUCUCGAUCGAGGCAUGCGCCUCUGCAUACUCUUCGAGAGCGCUUAAAGAUUACAAAGGAAAUCCGGAGAAUUUGUCUAUCAUGCUUCUCACCCUUUUCGAGCUCUGGGUAGCGAUGGAUAAGAUCGUCGUUGGACAAAUCCCACUUUUGGCAGAAUACUCCCCUGAAAUCCCACUAACGCUUUGGGGGUGUCUUUUAAUCCGCCAAGCUUCCGCCCUUGAUCGUUUCAAAACAUUGCACGCCUACUUGAAAGCUCGUCAUUGCCAGGCUUCCAGCCAUCUGUCAGCAUUCUCAUUUACCAGCGAUGACAAGUCAUUCGCAUCGCGAUAUUUCUACCAGUCGUCCAAGCUACAGAGUUUGAAGGUUCGCAUUGAGGCGGAUGGUCAGAGACAGCGGGAGAAGAAGUUGACCGAGCUUCGGACCUUAAACAAGAGGUACUGUGACCUAGAGACACGCGCAGGCAAUUCAGCUCACGAAUACGCUGUCAACUCCCGCGGCUUGGAGUGGCACAAGAAAAAGUGGUGUGAAAAGUGUCGCGUGGAGAAAGAGAUGCAAUCCAUGACAAUUACAGUUCACGAGUGGCCGCUACCAGAGCAUGAACAGGAGGCGAUAUUGGUCGUGUUUGAGCUAGGAUGCCCCAUUACGUUCGACAUGUGGAGAUCCAUGACAUUUCAUGUCUUCGUGGACAUCUGCACUCCAGCAAAGAUUUCGCCUACUCGUCCCUUCAUAACACUGCCAAAAUAUGACGCCUUGAAGCAAUAUCGUACGUGCCAUGCAAGACAAAGGCUCACUUUGGCGUCGGAUGCCAAACCUUUCUCCAAGUCUCAUUACAGCAACACUCACAUUCCUACGCUGAGCAUCAAAGUCUGUGUGAAUAACGGACUCAAAUUUCGGCUUUUCGACGCAUCGACAGAUGCAUGGGCAGCAGACGUACUGCUACGAUGUGACGCCACCAAGCUGUGCACUUUCCUUCUUCCGAAGGGACCAUAUGAUGGUAUGCAGCAGUACCUUACAGGGACCUCCCACACGUCAAACGAAGUCAUGUCCAAUCAAGUAGGUUGUCACAAGGACAUGACCAUCCAUGAAUUCAUCGCGUUCGGAGCCUUGCGGAGUGGACCGCGUUUACAAUGGAUGAAUGUGCUUCGUGAACUUCGUGCAAGGACGCUCAAUUUUCGACGUGAGGAGGUCCAUCUACUGUUGGCCCAAGCUGUUUCACAGGUCGGCCCAUUUUCGUCCGAUGAUGGCCUUAUUUGGCAUGAGGAGUUGAACAGCGUGCCCUUCCUUAUUGCACUACUCGGAGAGCUGGACGAUUUGAUGGCGAGCGUUGAAAGAAAUUGGCUGGAAGCUGUCACAAUCGACACUAUCGUGAUGCUUGUGUGCCGCGUCUUGUCCUCGACUCAGGAACAGAGUGUCAAAAAUCGCGGACAUGCGCUCCUUCGAAGGAUACGAACUGCGACUUUUACGUUGCUGACGCAACUAUCAGAGAAAAUGCAAGCAAGCAACGACGAGACCGUCAGCAGAGAUUUUCAAGGGCGCGUUCUGGAUAUGGCAGUCACCUGUCGUAGCACUUUCGAUGUUGAUGGAGACGCUUCGCUGCUCCUGACGCCGAACGAUGACAUCAAAGUAUUUGUAUAUUGUGCGGUCAUGAUUUAUGACAACACUCCGAGUCAACUCGACAACCUUCCACAACAUUCCAAGCUACUACUAGAGCGAGACAAGAGGUGUUGCCACGCAUUAGAACCCAUUAUUCGCCAAUAUGCAGAGUCUCACAGGGAGGGUCUUGAUUGCGCGAUGGCCAAGAUUUGGGGCAGCUACAGACCAGGAACUCCUUGGAGGGCAUUGACAGCUCCGAAUUCUCGUUGGCUCGUGGCACAGACUGCACCUUCAAAUUCCCAAUUACCACAGGACGUGCACAUCAAUUUGAUUAGUGGAUGCUUGCUUGUCGACGGGAAGCAGCUGGGGAGGCUCCCUUCAAGUAUAGUGCAACAUCCCACUUACCAAUCGAUUUUCGGCGAUCAAGUUCUGGACAUCGUUCCAGCUGAUAUUCUCGGAAUGGAAUAUGCAACACGCGGAAACUUCUGUGACCAUCAGGUGUCUUUCGCUCUCCGUGACUCGAAUGAUCUCAUCAUCCGUGCGAAGCAUAUCGAAGACGAUUCACCUAUCCUCCAGCUCAUUCCGAGCCAUAAAUUCAUGAAGGACUUACCAACCACCUUGGUCGCGGAACAUACUCAUUGGCUUAACCUGCACACGAGCGAAAUUGAGAUUCGGCCAGCAGACAAUGCGUGGAAACCUUCAUCUGACAAUUGGGUCAUACAAUUUGCUGUUUCGGGUUCCUCAACGGCGCAGAACUCCAGUGGUGCCACCCUUGCCGACAUACGCAGCCAAACGUGGGACAUGAUCUCCAAGAGGCUGCGUCCUCUGGAAGAUGCAUGCUUUAUCAUGGUCACAUAUAACAAAGCAUCCUGCGAAUGUAGCACUCCCUCGUUGAAGGCUAAUUUGCCUCGAUAUGGUCUCGAAUUCUUCAUCGAUGAGGAUGGAGAGUUGCAGUCCCGUAACAUGCGCAACAUGGUUGUUGAUAUCAUUCAGUCUAGUGGCACGAUGCUAGGAUUGGUCAAUCAACUCAUCCUGCGCCCGAAGUUGCAAGUUGCGGAUGAGGAUCCACGCACAGUCAUAAUCCCAGACGGUCGUAUCUCAUACUCCGCCGAUGGUCACCAUGUCCGCAUCACCAUCGCUCCUGAAGGUACUCGAAUGACAUACCAGUUGUACAGGAUUGAUACAGAUCUGCAAUGCCUCACUGGGAACGUGGGUCUCACAAGUAAGCUCUAUCAGGCGCUCCUUCACGCUGUUACCAGCGGUUGUCUCCCUGAUCCCCUGACGGGUCGAACGGGAACAGAGGAGGCGUUGCAUCUCUUGCAUUCCGCAGCUUGCCGAUCGUUUAUGAAGCUUCGCCCUCGCGAUGCAGACCUUUUGCGCGAGAUCAGUUCGCUGUCAACGAAGCGCGUCUGGUAUCCCACUCAUCUUCAGAAGAUGCAGACAAUUUCGUGGUCAUGCCUUGCGCCCCUUGCACAGCACCAUGGUUUCCAUCCAGCCGCGAAAUCUAUCAUGGAUUACGGAAUGAAACUUUUGACUUUCUCAGAAGGGUCUGCAAACCUUCAGGUCACCUAUGAGCUUCCGCGAUUCACCGACCACCUUCUUGAGCGCGCAUCAGUUCGUGCCUCGGCGAUCUAUCCUGAUCAGUUUUCUCUUCCACUUCCGCUCGGUGAUACAGAUGUCAUCUACGCUUCACGUCAUAUUCCCAACAAAGUUGCGGAAGCGAGGGCAUUUCAAACCGCCUUCAUGGUGCAUCAGCUGCCAAGCAGACUUCCAGUGCAACAGAACCUCCUUAAUGUCUUCCUUUCUGCGUAUGACCACUGUCGCAAGGCUACAAAGAAGGACACAUCUCGGCUGGUGUUCACUCUGGCUUCGGUAGCAUACAGCUUGUUGGAUGAUGAUGCGCUCGUGUCAACACUCCUAGCUUUCGCUACGAUUACGAAAACAGCCAGGAGAGACACCUACCUGCAAUGCCCUGGCGAAGAUGAAAAGACUCUGGGGCAGCGUCGUUAUUCAGCUUUCGAAGACAAGUGUCACUCUGAAAAGCAAGUAAUUCUCAGCAAAGUUCGGGGUGCCUGGCCAUGCGAAAAUCCUCCGGCACUUAGUACGUUGCAAGUGGAGUGCUACAAUCUCAAUGAGCUGGCAGGGAAAGUUUCCCCAGUAUUUCGCAGCUGUCGGCAAAACCGUCAUCUGAAGCUACACCUGGAUGGCCUGCAGGGAACACUCAAACGGUUCUACACGCCCAAACCUCCUUCAAAACUUCCCUCUCAAUAUCGUCUUGAUUCCCGCCUUGAGAGCUCGGAUGUUGCAUCACCGGCCUCAUCUGUUGAUGCCCAGUACCUGUUCAAUAGAGAUCCGCCUGUGACAAGCAUGUACGGGUCUUCCCAAGUUCUACCUACUGCCAAUCGAAGAGAUUUGGUAUCCCCAGACUCCCGAGUUACAGUGAGGCUGCAACAGUUGAUCAACGACUUUCGCGCACAAGGAACCGACAAGUUUCGUUGCAAAUACGCCGACGAUCUGAACCAGAGCAGGUUGAUAUACUGUGACGAAAAGAUUGUUGCCCUACCAGAUUCUACGCCAUACACGAUAGAACUACUGCUCAAGAAUCAUUCUCUCCAUAGUCGGCAAUUCCAAAAUUCACUCGCAUCUAUCUCACACGCCCUCUCCCCUGCCUCUGCUGCUGAGCACACGUUAUAUAAUGCUGGAUUAUGGCCUCGAGUUACACCAAAUUUCCUUUUCACGCGCAUGGCUUCUGCAGCAGGAAGUCCUUUGGGGAAGACUUGGCGUGCUACUCUUGUCCAGCUGUCGCAGAUACUUUUGCAACUGCAACACUCGCGAAGGCUGUUGGUCUUUGGUGCUAACAAAAACUGGGUGGAGUUCUUCAAGGAGUUGGAGAGCGAAAAAUGUGAAGGAUUUGAUCCGGAGCUAUACCCUGACUGGCUUUUAAUACAGAUUGAAAGUCAGUUCUUGGCACGGCCAGUCCAGGUCAAGGUUGCGCUGGAGAUGAUGUCACCAUGCACAGGAAGAAAUACUUCUCUCCAACUAAACAUGGGCGAAGGCAAAUCCUACGUUAUCGUUCCCCUCGCAGCAGCCGCACUUUCUGAUGGCCACAAACUGAUCCGAGUAAUCGUGCUGAAAUCGUUGUCAGCCCAGAUGUUCCAACUUCUGGUUGAACGACUAAGCGGCCUCGCACAAAGGCGCAUUUUCUAUAUCCCAUUCUCCCGCGGGCUCUCUAUCAACUCGUCGAAGGUGCAAAUGUAUCGUGACCUGAUGCAAGAGUGCAUGGAUACCAAGGGAAUAUUGGUCGUGCAGCCGGACCAUAUUCUGUCGUUCCAGCUGAUGGCUGUCGACCUUCAGCUGUCCAAUCGGACUGAAGCUGCUGAUAAUAUGCUACGGACUCAUAUACUGCGGACUCAGCUAUGGCUAGACAAUCACACACGCGACAUCCUGGAUGAAAGCGAUGAAAUUCUGCACGUUCGCUACCAGCUGGUAUACACUGUGGGUCUCCAAAAGUCGCUUGAAGGUCAUCCUGAAAGGUGGACGACAACACAACAAGUGUUGAGUCUUGUUGCGAAGCACGCCCCUCGACUCAUGACCGAGUUUCCCUCUCGUUCAGAAGUAUCUAUUCGUGAGCACGGGGGAUCACCCUUCAUUCGCGUUCUGCACCCGACAGCAGGUGAAGCAUUAAUCCAGUGGAUCGCCAAGGAUGUCAUCAAUGGCGCGCUUGAAAACAUCAGCUUCGAUCAAGCACCUUUCCACGUGAAAGAAGCUGUUUGCCGUUUUAUCGCAACCGAGAAUAUAUCCAGUACUUGUGUCAGCGUAGUGGAGGAUCACUAUAAACACACUACGGUCUGGCCAGGCCUCCUAGUCUUGCGUGGAUUGCUAGCAUGUGGGAUCUUGGUGUACGCCCUCAAAGAACGUCGCUGGCGCGUAGACUAUGGCCUCACCCCCAAACGAACGAUGCUAGCUGUUCCAUUUCGCGCAAAAGACAUGCCAUCGUUGCGGGCAGAGUUUGGCCACCCAGACGUUGCUAUUACCCUCACGUGUUUGUCAUACUAUUAUGGGGGUCUCACGCUCCAGCAGUUGAUGUUGUGCUUCGAGCUCCUGCUCAAGCAGGAUAAUCCUACCCUUGAGUAUGAAUCCUGGGUGCUUGGACUUCAGUCUGUCCCAGACAGUCUGCGUCAGCUCAGUGGAAUCAAUACGGAAUCCGCAGAGCAGCUCCCUGACCUUCAACGACUGUUCGAAUUCCACAAGGCGGUCAUAGAUUUUUACCUGUCCCGAGUAGUUUUUCCCAAGGAAGCGAAGGCAUUCCCCAGCAAGCUCACCCGUUCCGGGUGGGAUCUUGCUCAAGAGAAGAGACAUCUCACCACCGGCUUUUCUGGUACCAACGACAACCGGUAUCUUUUGCCAAGCUCAAUAGUGCAGCAUGACCUCGAUUACCAACGCAGCACGAAUGCCCGAGUCCUGGCGUUCCUUUUGCGCCCAGAAAACAACUACUACAGACCCAUACCGUCAGGCCAGAAGGUGCAACGUUUCAUAGACACCUUGAUAGCACAAACCCCCGAGGUCCGCGUGCUCCUGGAUGUGGGUGCGCAGAUGCUGGAAUUGAAGAAUCAGGAAUUGGCCGAGGCAUGGCUUCGAGCCAAGUGCGAUGCCCAAGCCGCAGUUUUUGUGAACGACGAUGACGAAAUCGUUGUUAUCAGUCGGGAUGGCAUGGUAGAGCCUCUUGUGUCGUCUCCCUUCGCCCAACAGCUCGACCAGUGUGUGAUAUAUCUCGAUGACGCACAUACAAGAGGAACGGAUGUCAAGCUGCCUUCUGGCUUCCGAGCUGCUGUCACGCUUGGUCCGAAAGUCACGAAAGACCGCCUGAUGCAAGGAUGCAUGCGAAUGCGGAAGCUGGGAAAUGGUCACUCUGUGAUGUUCUUCGCUCCAACGGAAGUUGACCGAAGCAUUCGCUCGGCAAUUCAGAAGGCUGAUACAGACCGUGUCGACGUUGCGGAUAUUCUACACUGGUCAAUGCUCGAAACCUGUCUUGAUAUUCAGAUGCGUGCAUUCCACUGGGUUCAACAGGGAUCAGAUUUCAACGCCCGGCAUUCUGCAUGGACUCAAUUCUCGCGCGCGCCUACCAUUUCGAGUUCCACCCUGAAAACAGCCUGGUUGCAGCCAGAGGAGCGUUCGUUGAAGGAUAUGUAUGCACCACGCAGUCCUUCUCAGGUAUCCCAUGUUUGCGAUGCAGACAUUCGAAGCAAGUGCGAGGAGCUCGGAGUUUUAACAGGGCCCGAAAGGAGCAUGGAUGAGGAACAAGAAAGGGAGGUUAUUCACGAGGUAGAGAGAGAACGUCAAGUUCAAAGACCGCCCAAAGUGCAACCCGCAGCCCAGGACUUGCAUGCGCACGUUCGUCGAUUUGUCAAGACCGGCCGAAUUCCCAAAAGGUCCCCCGCUUUCAUUCCAGCGCUAUCCAGCCUCGUCAACACCACUGCGGAAUUUCAUGAAGAUCAUCAGUGGUCACACAACGUUUUAGUCACCCGUGACUUCGCUCGUACAGUGGGGACUAUCUUUACCACACAGAAAGCGGAUGAAUACCUGCGGCCCGUCAAUUGGAUCAUACUCAGUGACGUUGGAGUGCUGGUAGUCAUGAGCCCGAACGAAGUGGACGCACUGCUCCCUGAUAUCCGUAACAGCAACGCAGUUCAGUUGUGCGUCUAUACCCCUCGGACCACAAACACGAUGAAGGCAUGCGAUGAUCUUCGACUGUAUCGUGUUCCUUCGACGCCACAUCCGAUCCCAGCAGAACCGCUGAUUUGCCAGCUCAACCUUUUUGCGGGUCAACUGUAUUUUUCCAGUUACGAGAUGUAUCUUCGCACUUGCAAUUUCUUAGGGCUCAACGCGCCAGAUUUGGGGGACGAGGAAUUGAUAGCCGACAGUGAUGGAUUCAUCAGGGAGGAGAACCGCUCUUCUGCGAGAGCAUCGUGUUUGUUCAAGGGAUCCCAGCUUCCUCCGCUGAAGAAGUUGUUCGGAAUGAGAAGGAAAGGCACGGGGUUUCUGCCAACUCACCUCGGAAAGAUGUUCAAUGGGCGCAUUCUGACCGAGGGGGAUUUUCUGGAAUGA
This is a messenger RNA of Suillus discolor, 9422 nucleotides long. RefSeq lists its product as uncharacterized. Lineage: Eukaryota; Fungi; Basidiomycota; Agaricomycetes; Boletales; Suillaceae. The transcript is spliced from 8 exons. The coding region runs from base 375 to 9422 and encodes 3015 amino acids. The record is from RefSeq and is a predicted model, not a curated record.